ACCACCUCCCACAGCCGAACCUCUCAGCCCGUCGCGCACGAAUUCCGCAAUACCUGCGCGCUACCAGCUAACGCCACGAUGAGUGUAGACUAUCUGCUACACGAAAGCCCUGUCGGCUAUGCCGUCUUCAAGGUCAUCCUCCAGCCCGACACCAUUGGCAGCCGCCUCGCCGAAGUGCAGAAGGCCGUGCAAGACCUCGAUAAAUUCGGAAAGACGGUAGAGCUCGUGGGCCUUGCGCCGUUCCAGGGAACCCAAGAUGCGCUCUCUGAGAUCAACGAUGUCUCAGAAGGCAUCAUGUCCGACUUCCUGCGGGCCACACUCGAGACAAACCUCCCCAAGGCCGGAAAGAAGAAGACAAUCACCCUCGGAGUGAGCGAGAGGAACUUGGCGGGUAGCAUCAAGUCUGCCUUCCCCAACCUCGCCUGCGAAACCAGCGACACCUCUGAAGUCGUCUCUGAUUUGCUCCGUGGCCUGCGCCAGCACAGCGGCAAGCUGAUCAAGAAGCUUCAGCCAGGUGACAUUGACCGUUCCAUCCUUGGUCUGGGACACGCCUACUCCCGAGGAAAGGUCAAGUUCAGCGUUCAGAAGCAGGACAACCACAUCAUCCAGGCGAUCGCAACGCUCGACCAGAUCGACAAGGAUCUCAACACCUUCUGCAUGAGGUUGAGGGAGAACUAUGGCUGGCACUUCCCCGAGCUCGCCAAAAUUGUCAACAGCAACGAACAAUAUGCCAAGGUCGUCUUGCAAAUUGGUGACAAGUCGCGCUUGAGCGAUGAGGACCUCCACGACCUCGCUGCUGUCGUCGAUGACGACGAGAGUGUUGCGCAAGCAAUCAUCAACGCUGCGAGGACCUCCAUGGGUCGCGAUCUGUCUGCAGCUGACAUGGAGAUUGUUAUGGCUUUCGCAAAGAGAACCGCUUCUCUAGCUGCCUACCGCAAGCAGCUCAGCAACUACCUUGGAAGCCGCAUGAACCAGGUUGCUCCUAACCUGGCUGCCCUGAUCGGUGACACCGUUGGUGCACGUCUUAUCUCCAAGGCCGGUUCUUUGACCAACCUUUCGAAAUACCCUGCCAGUACCGUUCAGAUUCUCGGUGCCGAGAAGGCUCUUUUCAGAGCUCUCAAGACCAAGGGAAACACCCCCAAGUACGGUCUGAUCUACCACAGUUCGUUCAUCGGCCGCACUGGUCAGAAGUCAAAGGGAAGGAUCUCGCGUUUCCUUGCCAAUAAGUGCUCUAUUGCCUCCAGGAUCGACAACUUCUCUGAUACUCCAACAUCCAAGUUCGGUGAAGCUCUCAAGCGCCAGGUCGAUGAGCGCAUUGAAUUUUACGCAUCCGGUGCCCCUCCUGCUAAGAACGCGGCGGUCAUGCAAGCUGCCAUGAACUCGGUUCUGGCUGACAUUGGCGUUGAAGACCCCACCGCAACGGCUACUGAGGAUGUUGAGAUGGCUGAUGGCGUCACCGCAGCUGCUACUGAGCAGGCCGUACGCAAGGACAAGAAGGACAAGAAGAAGUCGAAGAAGUCGGGCGACGACGAGGCUUCUGAGAAGAAGUCCAAGAAGGAGAAGAAGCGAAAGGCCGCGGAUGAGGAGGAUGGCGAGAAGAAGAAGAAGAAGAAGAGCAAGGCGUGAUGAUCUGCCCUUGCGCAGCUGUACUCAUACCCUUCGCGCAUUCUGUAUCGGCGUUUUAUGAUGUGUCGGUGUUUCUGGAGUUGAUUUCUGUACUAGUGGGAGAGGACUGGAUCUGGGCUAUGAGUCUCCACACGCCGUUCACGAAUGGUGGACGGUUCUGUAUAUCUCGAGCUGUCAUGAAAGUUACAAAAGCAUGAUUCUACUAUAUUUUGAGCCUAACGUGAUGAUGGCAGCGUUCGCGUAUCUAGAGCCGACCAGGGUGAGGCGUUCCUGAAAGGCCAACCUAUGAGAGACCCCUGCAAGAGAUCGGCACAUCAGCCACAUGCAACCGAACUGCAGGACAGCCGUGUAGAACGACUAUCUAUAGAAUACUACAUGGUGAACGACGGCAUGAGUUGCAGAUGUUUGCGCAUCACUGUCAAAGGGUAGAAGUCGUCCCC
Messenger RNA from Alternaria rosae, 2066 nucleotides. Its product is annotated as nucleolar protein 5A. Gene Ontology annotation, cellular component: small-subunit processome; box C/D methylation guide snoRNP complex. Lineage: Eukaryota; Fungi; Ascomycota; Dothideomycetes; Pleosporales; Pleosporaceae. The transcript has 3 exons. Gene Ontology annotation, molecular function: snoRNA binding. Bases 79 to 1626 code for a protein of 515 amino acids. The record is from RefSeq and is a predicted model, not a curated record.